CGGCCAUUCUGUGACGCCAUGGCCCCAAAGAGAGCAAAUGUGGUGCCAAAUGGGCACUUCCACAAAGAUUGGCAGCGUUUCGUAAAAACAUGGUUCAACCAGCCCAUGAGAAAGAAGAGAAGGCAUCAAACACGUGUCAAGAAAGCUCGCACAAUUGCUCCUCGUCCAGUUGCAGGAUGUCUUAGACCAAUUGUUAGAUGCCCAACAUUUAAGUACAACACGAAGCAGCGAGUUGGAAAGGGUUUCACCCUGGACGAACUGAAGCAAGCUGGUAUCAACAAGAAGCUGGCACUGACUAUUGGUAUUGCUGUUGACUACAGGAGGAGGAACAAAUCUGUUGAGUCGCUCCAACAGAAUGUUCAGAGACUGAAAGAAUACAGAAGCAAACUCAUCCUUUUCCCCAAGAAGCAGAGCAAACCCAGGAAGGGUGAUGCUACUGCUGAAGAAAUGAAGAUGGCCAAACAGUUGUCAAGCUCUGUGAUUAUGCCAGUGAGACGAGUUGCUAAGUCCGAGAAGGCUAGGGCCAUCACAGCUGAGGAGAAGAAACACAGUGUAUUUACUGCCCUGCGAAAAGCUCGUGCUAAUCAGAAGCUGAAGGGCUUCAGAGAAAAGAAAGCCAAGCAGAAGGCAGAAGAAGAGGCUAAUAAGCCUAAGAAAUAGACUACGUUAUUGGUUUUCUGUGAUGGAGCGUCCAUUAAAAGCCUGUACAAGUAA
This is a messenger RNA of Ylistrum balloti, 714 nucleotides long. Its product is annotated as large ribosomal subunit protein eL13-like. Gene Ontology annotation, molecular function: RNA binding; structural constituent of ribosome. The record is from RefSeq and is a predicted model, not a curated record. Lineage: Eukaryota; Metazoa; Mollusca; Bivalvia; Pectinida; Pectinidae. The coding region runs from base 19 to 660 and encodes 213 amino acids. The transcript has 4 exons. Gene Ontology annotation, cellular component: ribosome; cytosolic large ribosomal subunit. Gene Ontology annotation, biological process: translation.